Messenger RNA from Racocetra fulgida, 329 nucleotides. The record is from the annotation of a GenBank genome assembly. Lineage: Eukaryota; Fungi; Glomeromycota; Glomeromycetes; Diversisporales; Gigasporaceae.
AAACCGCAAUAAAUGAUGAAGAAGGAACAUUUAGUGUUCACCAAGUACAUCAUUCUGGAUCAAAUAUGUAUUCACAAGGUUCAACGAGCCGAGAUAUUGACAGUGCUCCAAAAUCAUGCUUACCAAAAUCAAACGGAAGAAAACCAUUAAUAUUCUCUUUCUUACGGGGGAAAACAAAACCACGACGACAUAUUACAUCCUCAAAUUUGGAUAAUCAAUCUAUAUCAGGAAUUGAAACUUCUGUAAUUGAUAAUGAGGAAAUUACAAUGUCAAAUGAAUCAGAUUUACGACAAUCUUCACAUCAAGAAAAAACUAGAAAGAAUGGAUGA